This is a messenger RNA of Micropterus dolomieu (smallmouth bass), 21099 nucleotides long. RefSeq names its product obscurin, cytoskeletal calmodulin and titin-interacting RhoGEF b (gene obscnb). The record is from RefSeq and is a predicted model, not a curated record. NCBI's taxonomy places the organism in Eukaryota, Metazoa, Chordata, Actinopteri, Centrarchiformes, Centrarchidae. Gene Ontology annotation, molecular function: protein binding; guanyl-nucleotide exchange factor activity. The transcript is spliced from 87 exons. Bases 287 to 20725 code for a protein of 6812 amino acids.
AUAGGCACGUCAGCUAUCUGGCAUCAGGAGGUACGGGGGAAGAAAGAAAAAAGUGGUCUAGUCAACCGCCCACCGCAGGAGACUGGGGGAUGUUCCACCGCCCUGGAUUUACAACCAUUUCAAGGAUAUUUGAACACAAAGAAGAAAUUUUGGGGGGGAUUUGGGAUUUCUAAACACAAUAUCGGAAUAGACUUUCAUCCGGAAACCCUGACGGUCAACUGACGUUUUAGCCCACAUGAUUCAGCGGCCGUUUUACCUGAGUAGCUGAAGAAUCAAGGAACAAACAAUGGAUCAAAACUUAUUUGGAGGAGUCCCCAGGUUUCUCACCCGCCCAAAGGCAUUCUCGGUGUGUGUAGGCAAGGAUGCGACACUGAGCUGCACCAUCGUCGGCAGCCCGACCCCACGGAUCACCUGGGAAAAGGACAAGCUGAAUCUGACAUCUGGGGGGCGCUUCAAGACAGUGGAGGAUGGGAAUGUGUACCGCCUAACCAUUUAUGACUUAACCCUGGAAGACAGUGGCCAGUACAUGUGCCGGGCCAAAAACAGCGUUGGGGAAGCUUAUGCUGCUGUAACCCUGAAAGUGGCCCUGCCAACAGAAAUGGCUCAGAGGGCGCCUGUUUUCAUGGUUAAGCCUACCUCUGCACGUGUAGGUUUGGGAGGCGAUGUUGUUUUCCACUGCCGGGUUGCAGCUUACCCUGAAACCAACUUUGAUUGGGAGAAAGACGGGCGCUACUUGGGGGAGACUAACCGUAUCAAGAUUGUUUCCAACAGUGACAGCAGCACCUUAAAGAUCCAAAGUGUACGUAACCUAGACAGCGGCACCUACACCUGCAGGGCCCAGAACGCUGUUGGCCGAUCACACGCUGCAGCAGCUCUCGUUGUGGAUGCCCAGGAUUCCCACCACCUGGUUGCAGACAAGCACACCUCCCUCCUCUCUCACCUACAGAAGCGCAAAGAGGAAAUGAAGAAGGAUAUCGCUAUCUAUCGCACUGAAGAAAGCAACUCCUCUGUUUCUUCCUCCUCCACAGUCAACAUCAGAGAUGGUUUGAGUUCUCUGAGUCUGGAACAUGAGCUGAGGGCAUCUGUGCUGGCAAAGCUGCCCAAAGGUGUGUUCACCCGCACCUGCACAGUGACUGAAGGCAAACAUGCCAAACUCAGCUGCUUUGUGACGGGUCACCCUAAACCCCACAUUAUCUGGAGGAAGGAUGGAACAAACAUCAGCGAGGGCCGCAGGCAUGUCAUUUAUGAGGACCAAGCUGAGAACUUCAUCCUCAAGAUCCUGUACUGCAAGCAGAGUGAUAAUGGUCUCUACACCUGUAAUGCCACCAAUAUGGCUGGGCAGACUUACAGCGCUGUGUUGGUAACAGUCAAAGAACCUAAGGUGCCAUUCAAGAGGAAGCUUCAGGACGUGGAGGUGCAAGAGAAAAUGUCAGCCAUGCUGAUGUGCGAGGUGCCUCUUAGUGCCACCCAGGCCAACUGGUUCAUGGAGGAAACACGGCUGGAGCAAAAUACCAAAUAUCGCAUGGAGCAGGAAGGCACACUACGUUGUCUCACCAUACACAAUGUCACCACUAAUGACGAUGGUGUUUAUAUCUGCGAGAUGAAAGAGGGCAGUCGCACUGUGGCUGAGCUCACUGUCCUGGGCAACAUUACAAAGAAGCUUCCUCGGAGGACAAUAGUUCCUGUCAGUGACACUGUCAUCUUUUGCGUGGAGCUGGAGCAUCCCUGCCCGGACGCCUACUGGACCCGUAAAGGCGAAAAGCUGAAGGAAGAUUCCCGUAUUUCCAUUGCCUGCACGCUCAGACAGUACACACUCACAAUUAGAGAUUGCCAGGCAGAAGACUCCGGAGAAGUGGCCUUUGUGGCAGGAGACUGCAAGACUUCCACUCGAUUCUCUGUCACUGCUGCAAGGAAGCAUCCUCCCGAUCCCCCAGUCGAUGCUGUGGUGCAGAACAAGACUGAAUCAUCCAUCACCAUUCAGUGGUCUCCUCCUGAUAGCGACCGCCCUGUGCCCAUCAAGGGCUACAUUGUGGAGAAGAGAAAGGUUGGUGCUCAGACAUGGCAGAGGUGCAAUGCUGGAGAAACCAUUGUUUCAACAGAGAUCACCAUCUGCAACUUCACCGAAGAAGCCAGCUACCAAUUCCGUAUCUCUGCUAUGAAUGACUUUGGCCAGAGUCCCUACCUGGAGGUGCCUGGAAGCUUCUACCUAGAACCCAUUGCUGAAAUCAGGAAAGGUCUGAUGAACAGCACUGCUAUCAUUGGUGAGGAGUUCUCUAUCUCCGUGGAGCUGUCUGCUGUUUGUUCUGGCUUCUGGUCUCUAAAUGGCCGCCUCCUGCGCAGUGGCGCCGACUACCUCAUCACCAGGUCCAAGAACACACAUACUCUGCUCAUCCGUGUCGUGACCAUGGAAAUGAACGGAACUGAAGUGAAGUUUGUGGGUGGAGGCUCGCAAAGCACUUGCAUCCUAUCUGUGAAGGUUCCUCCUGUUAGGUUCACUAACAAGUCAGAUCUGCUGGAGGUGAUCACCUGCAGUGCCCAAGCCACUGCUCAGCUGACUGCUGAGGUGUCGGAUUAUGAUGCACAGGUGGUUUGGAUGAGGAAUGGGCGGGAGGUGAAAAUGGGAAAAAAGUAUGAAUAUGUGAUCGUGGACCGCAAGAGGAUCCUGAUGGUACACAAUGUUACAGAGGAAGACGUGGGCAUCUACGAGUGUGUUUUAGCUGACGACAGAAUGCCCCUGAAGCUCACCCUUAAAGAUGAACCUGCCAAGUUCCUGAACAAAGCCAGAGGUCCCAUGGGUUUGUCAUCGUUACUUAAAGGAGAUCUUGAGCUGAGCUGUGAGGUAUCUCCUGCCAGUGCGGCCGUUGUGUGGAGAAAAGAUCAAGUGGAGCUCACUGAGGACCAAAGAGUUACCUUCAUCUCCAAAGGGACUCAAAGGAAACUCAUCAUCAAGCAUGCCAAGAAAAGUGAUGAAGGACAUUACUCCUGUGAGACAGCAGCAGACAAAGUCACAUUCCAGGUCAAGAUAAAAGAAACUCAAGCCGUAGCUGCCUUCUCCAACAAGGAGUCGGUCCAGAAAGAGGUAAAAGCGACUCUCUCCCAGAAAGCCACUCUUAGUUGCAAUGUCUCGGAUAGUAAGACAGAGGUGAAAUGGUACAAGGAUGGCAAGUUGUUGGUAUCCAGUAGGACGAUUUACUCAGAAGUAAAAGGCAGUACUCGUCAGCUGGUGAUAGAAAAGGUGGAGAAGAGUGAUGCUGGAGAGUAUACAUGCGAAGCUGGAGGGGAUAAGCUGGUCUUCAACAUAUUUGUGUCAGAGGCCCAGUCAGCUUUCUUUAACAAGGAGUCUGUCCAGAAGGACGUGAAAGCUACUCUCUCCCAGAAAGCCACUCUGAGCUGUGAGGUAGCUGAUACCAAGACAGAGGUGAAAUGGUACAAGGAUGGCAAGAUGCUGACCUCCAGCAAGACCAUCCAUACUGAGUCAAAGGGCAAGAGUCGCCAGCUGGUGAUCGACAGCGUAGAGAAAAAGGAUGCUGGAGAGUACCUCUGUGAGGCUGGGACUGAGAAGCUGGCCUUCAAACUCCUGGUAGCAGACACACAACUCCAGUCUGCAUUCUCUAACAAGGAGUCUGUCCAGAAGGACGUGAAAGCUACUCUCUCCCAGAAAGCCACUCUGAGCUGUGAAGUAGCUGAUACCAAGACAGAGGUGAAAUGGUACAAGGAUGGCAAACUGCUGACCUCCAGCAAGACAAUACAUGCAGAGUCAAAGGGCAAGAGUCGCCAGCUGGUCAUAGACAGUGUUGAAAAGAAGGAUGCUGGAGAGUACCUCUGUGAGGCUGGGACUGAGAAGCUGCUGUUUAAAGUACACGUGGAAGUUACUUCUACAGAAAUCCAGGCUAAAUCCGCUUUCCUCAACAAAGAGUCUGUUCAGAGGGAAGUGAAAGCUACUCUCUCCCAGAAAGCCACCCUGAGCUGUGAGGUAGUUGAUAACAAGACAGACGCGAAAUGGUACAAGGAUGGCAAGCUGCUGACUUCCAGCAAGACCAUACAUGCAGAGUCAAAGGGCAAGAUUCGUCAACUGGUGAUCGACAGCGUAGAGAAGAAAGACAUUGGAGAGUACAUCUGUGAAGUUGGAACUGAAAAAUUGUCAUUUAAAGUGCAGGCAACAGAGAUCCAACUGAAGUCAGCCUUCUCUAACAAGGAGUCAGUCCAGAAGGAGGUGAAAGCCACUCUCUCCCAGAAAGCCACUCUAAGCUGUGAGGUAGCUGAUACCAAGACAGAGGUGAAAUGGUACAAGGAUGGCAAACUGCUGACCUCCAGCAAGACCAUCCAUGCAGAGUCAAAGGGCAAGAGUCGCCAGCUGGUGAUUGACAGUGUGGAGAAGAAGGAUGCUGGAGAGUACAUCUGUGAGGCUGGGACUGAGAAGCUGGCUUUUAAGAUACAGGUGGCAGAAGCCCCACCUGGCUUCUCUAAUAAGGAGUCUGUCCAGAAGGAGGUGAAAGCUACUCUCUCGCAGAAAGCCACCCUGAGCUGUGAGGUGUCUGAUUCCAGGAGCGAGGUGAAGUGGUACAAGGAUGGCAAGCUGUUGACUUCCAGCAAAGCAGUCCACACAGAGACAAAGGGCAAGCUUCGUGAGCUGGUGAUAGAAAAAAUGGAGAAAAAAGAUGCUGGAGAGUACACAUGUGAGGCUGGAAUGGAGAAGCUGGUGUUUAAGCUGCAGAGUACAGAUGCAGCUGUCAAGUUCCAGAAGAAGCUUGUCAAGGACACAUGUAUUGUUCAAGCAAGUAAAAACAUUGUUUUGACCACUGAGCUGACCGCAGAGAGUGGUAGUGUGAAGUGGUUUAGAGAUGGUGUGGAGCUCAAGGAGGGCAGCAAGUAUGAAAUGAAAAAAGAUGGCCUUUCUCGUACCCUGAUAGUAAAAUCCACCGAAUCCAAAGACAGUGGAUCAUACUCCUGUCAAACUGCUGACGACAAGCUGGAGUUCAAAGUUCAAGUUAAAGAUUCAGCCUUAAAGUUUGUUGUCCCUUUGAAACCUGCUACCGUGGAGUUGGGAGGUACACUAAGCCUGGUGUGUGAACUAAAUCAAGCCUCAGGAGAUGUUGUCUGGCAGCAUGAUGGUCAUGAGAUUAAACCUGGAGGCAGGUACUGUGUCAGGACAGAUGGUGCAAAGCGGGUUCUCUCUGUGACUGGCAUGACUAAAGAAGAUGAAGGAGAAUACAGCUGUGGCUGUAGAAAUGACAAGACCUCUGUUAAAGUGUCCUCAAAAGCACCCAGACUAGUGAGGCUGACCACCAAACUGAACAAUGUGGCUGCAAUGGAGGGAAAGGAUGCCAUUUUCAAGUGUGCUGUCAACCCAGCGGACGUCAGCAUUAAAUGGUUCCACAACAGUAUACCCAUCACUGCUGGGCCCAAGUAUAAGAUUGAGCAUGGUGGCAGCAGUCACUCACUCACCAUCACCUCUGUUAACCAAAAAGAUGCUGGAGAGAUUAGCGUUGACGCAGAAGGCAAAAGCUGCAACGCUACCCUACAAGUGCAACAUGAGCCUGUGACAUUUAAGAAAAAGCUAGAAAACCUGACCGUGGAGGAGCAGAGUGAAGUGAAGCUGGAGGUGGAGCUCAGUAAGGCAUCAGCCGAAGUGAGGUGGAUGAAGAACAGUGUAGUGCUGCAGCCGGCAGGAAACAUGGAGAUUCGAGUAGACGGAGCUAAGCAGGCUCUGGUUUUCAAGAGUGUGACUUACGCUGACCGGGGCAUCUACUCCUGUGAAACUCUGGAUGACAAAACCCACGCCAAACUCAGUGUGGAGAUGAAAAAGAUCCAGGUAAUAAAGGGCCUAACAGAAACCCAGGCGCAUGAGACAGAGACAGUGACUCUUGAAGUAGAACUCAGCCAGGCUGAUGUUGAAGGCUCCUGGACCAGGGAUGGGGCCAAGUUAAAGUCAGGGGCGAACUGCCGUAUCACAGCCCUUGGAAAAAAGCAUGCCUUAACGUUGUCCAAUCUCAAGAGGGAAGAUGCAGGAACUAUUGCUUUCCAAGCAGAAGGAGUACAUUCUUCUGGCAAACUGAUUGUCACAGAACCUCCUGCUAUGAUCUCCAAGCCCAUUAUGGAUGUCAGUGUGCCUGAGAAGGAGAAGGUUACCUUUGAAUGUGAAGUGUCUCGAACAAAUGCAGACGUUAAGUGGUUCAAGAAUGAUGUGGAACUGAAACCAGGGAAAAACUUUGGCAUUCAUUCCUUGGGCCGAAAGCGCACUUUGGUCAUCAACAAGUGCACCCCUGAAGAUGCUGGCACUUACAUCUGUCGCACUGCUGACGAUAACACCUCUGCCAAGCUCACUGUUAAUGCCAGAGAUGUUAAAAUUGUUAAGAAGCUGGAGGAUGUGGAGGUGAUGGAGAAGGAGAGUGCUGCGUUCGUUUGUGAAAUCUCACACGAUGACGUGGACUACCAGUGGUACAAAGGAAGUAUCAAACUCAAAGUCGGUGACAACAUCAAGAUGAGACAAGAGGGCAGAACCUAUGUACUACUGUUUAAAUCUGUUACCCCAGAAGAUAUGGGUGAGAUUAAAUUCACAGCUGAGAAGGCCUCUUCAACUGCAAAACUUAAAGUGAAAGAGCUGCCUGUCAAGUUUGUGAAGAGACUCAGGGAUAAGAUAGCGAUGUUUAAGCAUCGUGGUCAUCUUGAAUGCCAAGUGUCACGUGCCAGCGCAAAGGUGAAGUGGUACAAGAACAAGUUGGAGAUCCAACCCAGCAAGAAGUACGAGAUCAAAAGUGAAGACGUGUACCGAAAACUCACCAUUAACGAUGUGGAGUCCGGAGAUGAAGACACGUAUACAUGUGAUGCCAUUGAUGACAAGACUUCCUGUAAACUACUUGUGGAAGAGCAGUCCAUUAGCAUUGUGCGGGAGCUUAGUUCAGUAGAAGUGACAGAACCAUUUGCAGCUGUUUUUGAAGUUGAAAUCAGUGUGGAACUGGUGAAACCUCCAACAUGGACUCUGAAUGGAGUUGCUGUCCAGGAGAGCGCUGAUGUUGAAAUGGAGAAAGAGGGCACUAUGCACCGUCUCACUUUCAAAAAGACCAAAGCAUCCAUGACAGGACCUGUGCAGUUUAGUGCUGGGAAGAGCAAAUCUUUAGCCCAGCUCACAGUUAAAGAGCGUCCGCUUGAGAUUGCAGAGCCCAUCAAAGAUGUGAAGGGGAAGGAGAAAAGCUCAGCCAUUCUCUCCUGCAAAUUCUCAUCCUCUCCUAAAGAGGUUAAAUGGUUCAAAGGUCAGGUACCUCUGGCAGCAUCUGACAAGUAUAACAUGAAGCAAGAUGCUACAAGGGCUCAACUUACCAUUCAAAGGCUGACUGAGGAAGACAGUGGAGAGUACCGCUGUCAGUCUGGACCUGCUGAGACCAAAGGCUCACUUACUGUUGAAGUGCGUGAAAUCAAGAUCACCAAGCACUUGGCUGACACAGAGGUUGAUGAAGACAGCGAUGCAGUGUUCACAUGUGAGAUUAACUAUGUGGAUGAAGAGGUACAGUGGCUUCUGAAUGACAAGGUGCUCUUCACCAAUGAAGUCAACACCAUCGCUCAUGAAGGGAAGGUUCACAAGCUCACACUGAAGAACUUGGCACCUCAGGAUGGGGGGACUAUCACCUUUCAAGUCCGUAAGGUGAAGGAGUCUGUGAAACUUAAGGUCAAAGAGAAGCGCGCUGUGUUCCUCAAGUCUCUAGAUGACGUCAUUGGCGAGGAGAAAGGCAUGAUAACUCUGGCGUGUGAGGCGUCCAAGCCCAGGGUUUCUCCCACAUGGAGAAAAGAAGGUAAAGUCUUGAAGGCUGGACCAAAGUAUGAGCUCCUUCACACAGGCAAGGCUUUGGGACUGAUCAUCAAAGACGUUACCAAAGAAGAUGGUGGAGAGUAUACUUGCGAUCUUGGAACUGAGGUUUCUAAAGCCAAGGUCACUGUGAGAGAGAUUGGCAUUGGAAUUACCAAAUGGCUGAAGUCAGCUGAGGUGAAUGAGGGAGAGACGUGUAGCUUUGAGUGCAUCUUAUCUCGUGAGAGCACAGAAGAGUGUUCCUGGACUCUUAAUGGCCAAACCAUUACAAAUGGAGGUCGCUUUAAAGUCACCACUAAAGGACGCAAGUACAUGCUGAACAUAAAGGAUGUGACUCCUGCUGAUGCUGGAGAGGUGAUCUUCAAUAUUAAAGACCUGAGCUCCAAAACAACCUUAACAGUUGAAGGCAAAGCGUCAUCCGUGUCAAAAGGACUACAGAGUGUCAGUGUUGUUCUAGGUGAAGAUGCUGUGUUUACCUGUGAGGUAACUCAGGCUAGUUCCACUGUAAAGUGGGCCAAGGAAGGCAAAGCCAUCAAAAAGAGCCAGAAGUAUGACAUUAGCCAAGAUGAUAAGGUCAUGAAGCUGACCAUCCAUACUGUGUCUGCUCAAGACUCUGGAGAGUACAGUUGUGAAGUUGUUGGAGGUGCAACUACCAAAGCCAAGCUGGAAAUCAGUGAGCCGAUCCAUAAAUUCACUAAAGCGCUGAAGGACAGCCAAGCAGAGGAGAAAGGCUCCGUGACCUUGCAAUGUGAGACUGCACAAACCCCAUCCACUGUGAUAUGGCUCAAAGGUCACACAGAGCUCGAGGCUGGAGGUCGAUAUGUGAUGUCCCAGAAGGAGGGGGUCUUAACUCUCACUAUCAAACAUCUGGAGGAAAAAGACACCGAUAUCUACACUUGUGACGUGGGCACUGCCAAAAGCAUGGCAAAGGUGACAGUAAAUGCCCUGCCUGCCAGUUUUAAAGAGAAGCUCAAGAACCAAGAGAAACAGCAAGGGGAGACUGUGACACUUUGCUGCAAGUUAUCAAAACCUGCGACUGAUGUUCAGUGGAAGAAGGGCUCUGAAAUUGUCAAAGCUGGAGAGAAGUAUGAGGUGAAGCAGGAGGACACCUCUUGUGAGCUUCAAAUUAAGAAUUUGAAGGUUGAAGAUAGUGGAGACUAUUCUUGCAUGUGUGGAGACCAGAAGACAUCUGCAACUGUGAAAGUCACCGCAUUGCCGCCAACCUUCAAACAGAAGCUGGAGAGUCAGGAGGCUGAGGAGGGAGCCGACAUUACUCUGUACUGUGAACUCUCUGAACCUGGAGUUCCAGUGGAGUGGAAGAAGGGAACACAGGUCCUGAAGUCUGGAGAAAAGUACCAGAUGAAGCAGAAGGCCUCUGUGAAUGAACUCCUGAUCAACAAAGUGUUGCCAGAAGAUAGUGGAGACUACAGCUGUGUGUGUGGAGACCAGAAGACCACAGCUAGCCUCAAGAUCAAGGCCCAACCAGUGACCUUCAAACAGAAGCUGGAGAGCCAGGAGGCUGAGGAGGGAGUCAACAUUACUCUGCGUUGUGAGAUCUCUAAACCUGGAGUUCCAGUGGAGUGGAAGAAGGGAACACAGGUCCUGAAGUCUGGAGAAAAGUACCAGAUGAAGCAGAAGGCCUCUGUGAAUGAACUCCUGAUCAACAAAGUGUUGCCAGAAGACAGUGGGGACUACAGCUGUGUGUGUGGAGACCAGAAGACCAAAGCUAGCCUCAAGAUCAAGGCCCAACCAGUGACCUUCAAAGAGAAGCUGGAGAGCCAGGAGGCUGAGGAGGGAGACAGUGUUACUCUGCGUUGUGAGAUCUCUAAACCUGGAGUCCCAGUGGAGUGGAAGAAGGGAACACAGGUCCUGAAGUCUGGAGAAAAGUACCAGAUGAAGCAGAAGGCCUCUGUGAAUGAACUCCUGAUCAACAAAGUGUUGCCAGAAGACAGUGGGGACUACAGCUGUGUGUGUGGAGACCAGAAGACCAAAGCUAGCCUCAAGAUCAAGGCCCAACCAGUGACCUUCAAACAGAAGCUGGAGAGCCAGGAGGCUGAGGAGGGAGACAGUGUUACUCUGUGUUGUGAGCUCUCUAAACCUGGAGUUCCAGUGGAGUGGAAGAAGGGAACACAGGUCCUGAAGUCUGGAGAAAAGUACCAGAUGAAGCAGAAGGCCUCUGUGAAUGAACUCCUGAUCAACAAAGUGUUGCCAGAAGACAGUGGAGACUACAGCUGUGUGUGUGGAGACCAGAAGACCAAAGCUAGCCUCAAGAUUAAGGCCCAACCAGUGACCUUCAAACAGAAGCUGGAGAGCCAGGAGGCUGAGGAGGGAGACAGUGUUACUCUGCGUUGUGAGAUCUCUAAACCUGGAGUCCCAGUGGAGUGGAGGAAGGGAACACAGGUCCUGAAGUCUGGAGAAAAGUACGAGAUGAAGCAGAAGGCCUCUGUGAAUGAACUCCUGAUCAACAAAGUGUUGCCAGAAGACAGUGGAGACUACAGCUGUGUGUGUGGAGACCAGAAGACCACAGCUAGCCUCAAGAUCAAGGCCCAACCAGUAACCUUCAAACAGAAGCUGGAAAGUCAGGAGGCUGAGGAGGGAGCCAACAUUACUCUGCGUUGUGAGAUCUCUAAACCUGGAGUCCCAGUGGAGUGGAAGAAGGGAACACAGGUCCUGAAGUCUGGAGAAAAGUACCAGAUGAAGCAGAAGGCCUCUGUGAAUGAACUCCUGAUCAACAAAGUGUUGCCAGAAGACAGUGGAGACUACAGCUGUGUGUGUGGAGACCAGAAGACCACAGCUAGCCUCAAGAUCAAGGCCCAACCAGUAACCUUCAAACAGAAGCUGGAAAGUCAGGAGGCUGAGGAGGGAGCCAACAUUACUCUGCGUUGUGAGAUCUCUAAACCUGGAGUCCCAGUGGAGUGGAAGAAGGGAACACAGGUCCUGAAGUCUGGAGAAAAGUACCAGAUGAAGCAGAAGGCCUCUGUGAAUGAACUCCUGAUCAACAAAGUGUUGCCAGAAGACAGUGGAGACUACAGCUGUGUGUGUGGAGACCAGAAGACCAUAGCUAGCCUCAAGAUCAAGGCCCAACCAGUGACCUUCAAACAGAAGCUGGAGAGUAAGGAGGCUGAGGAGGGAGACAGUGUUACUCUGUGUUGUGAGCUCUCUAAACCUGGAGUCCCAGUGGAGUGGAAGAAGGGAACACAGGUCCUGAAGUCUGGAGAAAAGUACCAGAUGAAGCAGAAGGCCUCUGUGAAUGAACUCCUGAUCAACAAAGUGUUGCCAGAAGACAGUGGAGACUACAGCUGUGUGUGUGGAGACCAGAAGACCACAGCUAGCCUCAAGAUCAAGGCUGUGAAGCUGUCAGCUCCUCCUUCAACUACUAAACUGGAAUCUAAGAGGCAGGAGACCAAAGAAACAAUAGAAGCCAAGAAUCCUGAAUCUCCCGCUGUAGCUGCUAAAGACAAAAGCAAGAGGCAAGAGAUAAAUGAGACAGCAGAAGCGGUGGAACUGCCAACUACUGGACAGACUCCUAAACAGCAGGAGCUUCAGAGAGAUGCACGAGAGCCCAGACUGAGAGGUGAAGUUGAAAAGACUGCUACUGGAAUAGUUGCAAAACAAGAUACACAGAGGCAGAUGACCAAAGAGCCAACAGAAGUUCUUCCAGUCAUAGUUAAUCGAGACCUGGAGAGCCAGGAGGCUGAGGAGGGAGGCAGUGUCAUGCUGCACUGUGAGCUUUCUAAACCUGGACUCCACGUCGAGUGGAAGAAGGAAACUCAAGUCCUAACUUGUGGAGAAAAGUACCAAAUGAAACAAACUGGAUUCACUUAUGAGCUACAGAUUUUCGAUUUAAGACCUGGAGACACAGGAAGCUACUCAUGCUGUUCAGAGGACACAAUAAGCUCAGCCUCUCUUGUAGUAAAUGCUGCCCAAAUUAUUUUCACAAAAGAGCUGGGAAGCCAAACGGCUGAUGAGGGGGACAGUGUAACGCUGCACUGUGAGCUUUCUAAACCUGGUGUUCCUUUGGAGUGGAGGAAAGGAGAACUUGGCCUUUGUCCUUGUGCCAAGUAUGAAAUUAGACAAACAGGACACCUUGCUACGCUAAUAAUCCAUGAUGUAGACCCAGAGGAUUCUGGGACUUAUACAUGUGACACUGGUCACCGUCAAAGCACCGCACAACUAGCUGUGAAGGCUCAGCCCGUCCUUUUCAAAACCCAGCUGCAGAACCUUGAAAUAAAUGCAGGGGAGAGUGUUAGUCUUCGCUGUGAGACCACAAAGCCAGGAGCCAGUGUGGUCUGGAGGCAUGGUGACAGGGUGCUGGCAUCCAGCAGCAAGUAUCACCUGAAACAGGAAGGAGCCGUAGUCGAGCUUGUCAUCUAUAAACUGCAGGGAGCUGACUCAGGAGGAUACUCCUGUGAUACAGGCAGCCAGAGGACUUCGGCUGUCCUCACUGUGCAGGAGGUCGAGGUUAACAUACUGAAAUUCUUGGAGAGCUGCGUUGUAUACGAGGGCGAAGAUGUCUGCUUUGAAUGUCUGGUUUCUCAUGAGGAGGCUCCUCUGGCCCAGUGGAAACUCCAGGACGUCCCACUACAGAAUAAUGAAAUGAACUUGAUCAAGACCGAAGGCCGGGUACACAGCCUCACACUCAGAGGUGUCACUGCUGCUGACUCAGGAACUGUCACUUUCACAGUGGGUAGCCACACUUCCACUGCUUCUCUGACAGUCAGAGCUGCACCUGUACUAUUCAACAAGGAGCUAGAAAGCCAAGAGGCCACUGAAGGAGACAAGGCCACCCUGUACUGCGAGACAUCCACCCCUGACUGCAAGGUGACCUGGCUGAAGGGCUCAACCAUACUCACCAAUGGGGAAAAGUACAGUAUGGAGCAGAGAGCUACCAUUCACGCCCUGGUCAUACACAAGCUGAAUGUGAAUGAUAGUGGAGAAUAUACCUGUGAUACAGGGGACAAGAGAAGUACCGCUUCCCUGACUGUGAAAGAGCAUGUGCGCAUCAUCAGAGAACUCUGCGAUAUUACUGUGACCACUGGGCAGGAUGCCGUCUUUGAGGUCGAGUUGUCACACUCCGGCGUGACAAACGGGGAAUGGUGGCUCGGAGACAACCUCCUCCAAAAUAAUGAUCUGAAUCAAAUGAGCAGCCAGGGCAGAGUGCACCGUUUGGUCCUCAAGAUGGUAACCACAGAUGAAUCAGGGGAUGUUGUCUUCGUAGUGGGAGAAGAGAAAAGUGUGGCCUGUCUUCUGGUGGAGGAGAAACCCAAAGUGCUAAUACUAGAGAAGCCACACAACACUGUGGCAUUAGAGGGUGAAACUGUCACGCUGGCCUGCACCAUCUCUGACCCCAAGGCCACUGUUACCUGGAUCAGAAACAAUGUGGCCAUCCAAGCAGGUCUGAAGUAUGACCUGAGGAACAACGGCGCAUCCCACCAGCUUCGUAUCCACAACCUGGUGCCUGACGAUUCAGGAACGUACACCUGUGACACUGGAGAUGUACAGUGUGACGUCACCUUGACAGUGGAAGGUGCCCCAGCGGUCUUCCGCAAAGAGCUCAUUAACCAAGAUGCUGUAGAGGGUGAUGAUAUUAUCCUGCGCUGUGAGCUGUCUAAGCCAGGUGUUCGUGUUGAGUGGAGGAAAGGAGGCAUGAUCCUCCCGCACGGUAAGAAGUAUGAGAUGAGGAAGGAAGGGUGCGUUCAAGAACUCUGUAUACGGAACCUGGAGCCUGAAGACAGUGGCUACUACACCUGUGACGCAGGAGACCAGCUCACUACAGCUUCUUUGGUGGUGCAAGUGAAAGAAGUCUUCAUUGUGUGUGGUCUUAAGACCACCGACGUCUUUGUUGGGGAGUGGGCAACCUUCUCCUGCCAGCUGUCUGGUAGGGCACCUGGCAAGGUGCAGUGGUGGCUGGAUGGCACCUUGCUGGAGAACAGCCCCUUUAGCGAGAUAGGGCUGAGCCAGGGCUACAUCCACACCCUCACCUUAAAAAACCUGGCCACGGAUGACUCUGGCACUGUCACAUUCAAAGCUGGCAGUUUAACAUCAACAGCCAAGCUCUUAGUCAAAGAUCCCACAGUUGAAGUGGUGAGCGAGAUGGAGGACCUUCGGGUGGUCGAAAACCAACCGGCUGAGUUCAUCUGCCAGUACUCAAGGCCGGUCAAGGCUCAGUGGAAGAAAGACGGGCAGCCCUUGCAGCCUGAUGGCCGAAGGGUGGUAGUGGAGCAGGACUGGAAUGUCGCUCGCUUGUGCAUUAGCCAUGUGUCCGCUGAGGACAGGGGCACAUACUCCUGUGAGGCAGGGGGAACCUACGUGGUUGCUUCACUUCAUGUGGAAGUCAAAUCCAUUGACAUUGUCCAGGGCCUGGAGAAUGUAGAAACCUUUGAUGGAGGUGAGGCGCUGUUUGAGUGUGCCCUGUCUCGUCCUGAGAGCAAGGAUUGCCAAUGGCUUCUUGAUGGGAAACCAGUAAAGGAAUCCCCUAAUGCCGAGAUUGUGUCAUUUGAGAGUGGUCGUCGGCAUCUGCUCCUGCUGAAAGAGUUGCAUGUUAAAGACAGUUGCACUGUGAGCUUCAGAGCUGGCACAGCAUCCACAUCUGCCCAACUCUCGGUCAAAGGCUGGCAGCUGGACGUUGUGAAGGGUCUUGAGGACAAGGUGGCUGCAGUGGGAGAGAAGGUUGUGUUUUGUGUUGAGCUAACUGAGCCUGUCCCUGUGGCAGAAGUAGCCUGGUAUGCUAAUGGAGUAGAGAUCAAGUCCAGUGACCUCUGGGCUAUGAGGGCUGAUGGCUGUUCAUAUCGCCUUGUCCUGAGACAGGCACCUCUUUUGCCACAGCAGGAAAUUACAUUUGCUGCUAGAGAUGCUCUCUCUUUGGCCAAGCUCACCAUCAUCACUGUACCUGAUCCUCCAGAGGACCCAGAGGUCCUCAGUAAGACUGAACAUUCUGUCACCCUCUCUUGGUUCACUCCUCUGCAUGAUGGAGGAAGUCCCAUUCUGGGCUACAGGGUGGAGAUGCGGCUGGUAGAUAGUGCCCUCUGGCUUCCAUGUCAUUCUGAACCUGUGUGCAACACGGAGUUUGUGGUUGAAAAUCUCAUUUCAGGGAGUGGCUACAGGUUUAGAGUGGCAGCCAUCAACAGAGCUGGGACUGGAGAGCCUGUUGAGUUGCCUCAGACAGUGCAGCUUGGCAUAGAGGCAAACCAGGUAGAGACUGAGAUACUGGGGCAGCCCAGUCUGCCUCCAGAAGCUGCUGAAGAAGGUGAUGUCCAUGAGCUUUGGGAGGAAUCGGCAAAGAAACGGCGCAUGAGUCGAGAGCCUACUCUUGACUCUAUCUCUGAACAACCUGAGGAGGACGGUAAAGGUGGUAAAAACAAAUCAGGACAGAAGGAGCUGAAGGCAUCAGAGAAAGUGGAAAUAAAAUCAGGAGAGAAGGAGAAAGCCAUUGUGUCUAAGAAGCAGACAGAGUCUAAUUUGUUCACCAGCUCUGAGGAUGAGUCUGUUUCUGGGGGUUCAACGCUUGUAUCGUACCUUAAGAAGAGCAGCAAGUCGACAGUCACAGCGGCCAAUGAGACAGAGACUCUGACCACUGAGAGGUUCUUCGCACAUUUCCAGAUGGCAGAGCAGAGAACAGUGCAGCAGACUGAAGUGAAAGCAACCACAAUUCAGCAGACAGAUGCAAAACAGGUGUCUACAGAGGAGACUAACAUCAUGGAGAUCAGUAAAGAGGAUGAGCCUGAGCUCAGAGAGGCUGCCAUUAAGAUUCAAGCUGCUUUCAAGGGCUAUAAAGCCCGAAAGGACAUGCGCCCUGUCUUUAAAGAGACCUUCAAAGAUCAGACCAAAGAACCUAAUGGCACCAUACAUCUUGAAUGUGUAGCAGAAGGUAAACCUGAUAAGGUGCAGUGGCUGAAGGAUGGAGAACCACUGGCGGAUGGAAAGCACCACCAUAUUGAUAUCUACAAUGAUGGUACUUGCUCACUGGUCAUCACUGCCAUCACCACAAAGGAUACUGGGGUUUACACUUGUGAGGUCACCAACAAGUUUGGAGUCUCUUCUCACAGUGCUAAGGUCACAGUAGGAACGGUGAGAGAAUCAUCUGGGCGACGGCCUCUCACUGUAGGCUACAGUGCCGACAGCGAGGCUGAGAGCUCUUCAGGUAGUGAAAUGGAUGAGUCACUGAGGCAGGCGAGCAGACGUCUCCGUCGCCUCUUGCGUACUAGUCUCCCACCAGAUGUUGAGGAAGAACCAUUUGUCAGCGCAGAUGAAGGUGACCUGCGUCCCCCAGAUCCCCACUCUUACCGGGAGGAUGACAGUUACAUCUACAUUCGCUUUGACUCGUGGGCAGAGGCUGAGGUUGCCUCAAAAAGGUUCCAGGAGAUGUUUACAAUCCAUGGAGUUCCAGUGGAGACCACCAUCUUGGAGGCAGGGCCUCUUAAAGUGGAGCUGCGAAUUAGAAAAAUGGGCUACACACAAGAUGGCACACAGACCCCCACACAAGAUAGACAGCCUCCUGCAUUGCUGACUGGAGCCCCGGCUGCCCCAGUCUUCUUGACAGAGCUACAAAGUCAGGAUGUUCCAGACGGUUAUCCAGUCAGCUUUGACUGUGUUGUGAUUGGCAAGCCCCCUCCCACCAUUCGCUGGUAUAAGGAUGGCAAAUUGCUGGAGGAGAAUGACCAUUACAUGAUCAAUGAAGACCAGGAGGGAUGCCACCAACUCAUCAUUACCACUGUGCUGCCCACUGACAUGGGUGUCUAUCGUUGCACAGCUGAGAACAGCAGCGGCAUCACAGCCACUAAGGCUGAACUCAGGGUUGACAUGUCUUGCAGCUCUGAUUAUGACACUGCUGCUGAUGCCACUGAGACAUCUUCCUAUGUCAGUGCCAAGGGCUACAUGUCCAGGGAAACUGAGACAUUUGAGUCUGUAGCCGAAGAUGAUCAGCUACCACAAGUUGUGGAGGAGCUUCGUGAUGUUCAUGUCAGUCCAGGUUCACCUAUUGCUAAGAUGAAGCUCAAAGUAAAGGGUUUCCCCAAACCCAGAGUAUACUGGUUCAAAGAUGGCCACCCUCUGCGACCUUCAGAAAGGAUUCUGUUGCACUCAGAGAGAGACUUUCAUGGCUUGGACAUCCUGCGGGUGAAGAGAGAGGAUAUGGGGGAGUACUCUGCUUACAUCAGCAAUGUAGCUGGUUCUGCUUACUCGUCCGCCCGACUGAUAGUUCUGAAUCCAGGGGAGAUUAUGCCACAAGAUAAAAGAGACCCCAAAGAGCCCCUGGUACCACCCCGCUUCCUUGAAAGGUUCAGCAACAGGAAGGUGAAACAAGGAGCCAGCAUCACUCUGUCUGUCAGAGUAGAAGGGUCUCCCACUCCUAUGGUCUCCUGGCUAAAGGAGGAAUCAAUGGAAGAUGUCCUAUGGAUCAAGCCAGAUACCAAGGGAUACAAAAUAGCAAGCUCAGGGUGCCAACACAGCCUCAUCUUGAUGGACGUGGGCACAGAAUACACUGGGGCCUACACCUGUAUUGCUACAAAUAGGGCAGGACAGUCCAUCUGCACUGCUCACCUCGAGGUCGAUGACACACCACAACAAAAGAAAGAGACCAAAGCUUCAGAGGUUCUUGGAAUUACAGUUAGUUCUCCAGAAGGUGAGGCCAGCAGAGAGGCUAAAAUACCCUACCUUGGUGAAGUAGGUACAGAGGAAUUCCUCAUGAAACUCACCUCCCAGAUCACUGAAAUGGUAUCAGCAAAAAUUACCCAAGACAGCUUACAGAAUCAUGAAGUGCUCCAGUGGAUGAAAUCUUGGCCCAAAACUACCACUUCAUUACGCGUACCAGGUGUUGACAGUGAUGACGAGACCAAGACCCCUUCUCCAUCACCUCAUCACGGUCGCUCGCAUCCUCCCUCCCUCAUUGCUGACUCCUCCUCUGAGUCUGAUGAGGGGGAUGCUAGGGGAGAGAUGUUUGACAUCUAUGUGGCAACGGCCGACUACAACCCCACCAUGGCAUGCAAAGAAUCCAUCUCUCUAAAGGUGGGACAGUAUGUUGAGGUUUUGGACUCGGCUCAUCCACUUAAAUGGUUAGUCCGGACUAAACCCACCAAAACAACACCAUCCCGCCAAGGCUGGGUCUCACCGGCCUACCUUGACAAGAAACUCAAACUCUCUGCUGAUACAGGUGACCUUCCAGAGACCAGUGUAGAGGAGGUGUCUGAGGGUGAAUACAAGAGGAAAUUAUUCCAACUGAUCCAAGACCUGAUAAGUAGUGAAUCAGAGUUUGUAAAAGAGGUAGACUUCUUUACCUCCCAUCACCUGAAGCAUGCAGAUAGCCCUGAUGCACCGCCUGAUGUCAGCAGCCAGAAGGAUGCCAUAUUCAGGAACAUUGAUGAUAUCAAGUCCUUCCACCACAAGGCAUUCCUCCCAAAAUUGAACGACUGUGAGACAGACGAUGAUGUAGCCAUGUGCUUCCUGAAGAACAAGGAGGGCUUUGAGAAGUACCUCCAGUAUCUUGUUGGUCAAGGUCAGGCUGAAUCUGUUGUCAGUGACAAGGCCGUCCACCACUUCUUCAAGGAGUACAUUGAGAAAGAGCAAGCCAGUGCAGACCCUGCAGACCCCCCUGUACGCAGCAUCAAUGCCUGCCUCCAACAACCACUGGAGAGGAUUCAGAAGUACAAGGCCGUCCUCAAGGAGCUCAUUCGAAACAAGGCAAGAAAUGGUCAGAACUGCUGCCUACUGGAAGAAGCGUAUGCCAUGGUAUCUGCACUCCCUCAGCGCUCUGAGAAUACCCACCACGUCUCCAUGAUCGAGAACUAUCCAGCCACACUGGAAGUAUUAGGAGAGCCAAUAAGACAGGGACCUUUCCAAGUGUGGGAAGGGGCUCCAGGAAUUAGGACAUCCUCUAGAGGUCACCAUCGCCAUGUCUUCCUGUUUAAGAACUACUGUAUAAUCUGCAAACCCAAGAGAGACAGCAACACUGAUACACAAGCAUAUGUCUUUAAGAACAUGAUGAAGCUGAAUAACAUUGAUGUAAAUGAGACAGUUGAGGGUGAUGACCGUGCCUUUGAGAUCUGGCAUGAACGUGAGGACUCUGUGAGGAAAUACACCUUGCAGGCCCGAACUGUUACCAUCAAGAACUCGUGGCUGAGAGACCUCAGAGAACUGCAGCAGCGAUACAGCAUGCCUGCCUGGAGCCCUCCUGACUUUGAUGAAAUCCUGGCAAACUGCACAGCAGAGCUGGGACAGACUGUUAAGCUGGCCUGCAAAGCCACUGGAGUACCCAAACCUGCAAUUACUUGGUACAAGGAUGGACGUACUGUGGAGGCAGAUCCUCAUCACAUCAUCAUUGAGGACCCUGAUGGUUCCUGCACACUGAUCUUGGAUAACAUGACAGCGGAUGAUUCUGGCCAGUACAUGUGCUUUGCCACAAGCCCAGCUGGCAGUGCCAGCACACUCGGCAAGAUAACUGUUCAGGUGCCUCCUCGUUUUGUGAAUAAAAUGAGGAAUGCUACGUUUGUCGCCGGUGAGGACGCUCAGUUCACCUGUGUCAUGCAGAGCGCCCCAAGCCCCAAGAUCAGGUGGUUCAAAGAUGGCAGGCUGCUGACUGACCAGGAAAAGUAUCAGACCUACAGCGAGCUCCGUAGUGGGGUUCUGGUCUUAGUAAUAAAGAACCUGACAGAGAGAGACCUGGGACACUAUGAGUGUGAGUUGUCCAACCGUCUGGGCAGUGCCAAGUGUGCUGCGGAUUUAGUUCCACCCUCUGCUUUGGCUCGCACUGGUGAGCAGGCCAUCACUAUUGAAGUUACUGAGCAGGAGACUAGAAUACCAAAGAAAACCAUCAUCAUUGAGGAGACUAUAACCACUGUGGUGAAGAACCCACGUAUGAGGAGGCACAGGUCCCCUGGCCUGACUGUUGUUGGAGCCCACCGCUCGGAGACCUCCACCCCAGAGCCCCCUGCAGCCAGGCCGAGGAGGAUGCCCACUUCAAGAAAGACCACCAUCCCAACCCUCUACGUCACUGAACCCGACCGUGCUGAAGCCAGAGCAAUGGAGAGCAAACCCAGUUGGGUUGAGGUAGAGGAGGUCAUCGAGUAUAAGGUCAAUAAAUCCCCCAGGCUGCCCAGGAGGAGAGGCAUCUCACCUGCAGGGUCUGAUCGUGCAGCCACUCCCUCCAGACCCAAAAGGUCUCCACCAGAAAACCCAAACGCUAACAAUUCCAACAACAAGCUGGUGGAGCAGGCCCUGCAGGGAGAUGUCAGCAGCCAGCCGCCGUCCUGGGAUGAAGAGGAGAGCAAUGUUACUUCUGACUCUGUCUCUGGAAUCACCGGAGAACCACAUGAGCUCUCAUCUGUCCUUACGGGAGCUGGAGAGGACAGCGAUGACCUGGAUGAUCAACAAACUGUCAUCUUUGAACCUGAUGAUGAAGAUGAUGAUCGUAACUCAUUCGGACUGCCAGAGCCUCAGAUUCUGACCCAAGGAGCCCGAGUCCUGACCCUCGAAGACUUGGAGGACUACGUCCCAGAAGAAGGAGAAACCUAUGGCUCCUCCAGCAUGCACAACCUUGCUGCAGAAAAGCCCUGUGAGAUCUCAGUGCUCCAGAGGGAGAUCGGCGGAUCCACAGUGGGACAGCCGGUGCUCCUCAACGUGGGGCGGCCCGUAGUGGUCCCAAGGCAGAGGAGUGGCUUCUUCGGUCGCUUCAGGGAUCAUCUCUCCAGCAGCCUUUUCUCAUCUGCUGUCCCCCAAGCCAGCGGAGCCCGGUCCAGGACGGAGAGGCACGUGCCCAUCCAAGUGAGCCACGCAAAGCUGGAAGUGAAGCCUUCAUACUGCUCAGAGGUGCAGAGAGUUGAGGGUGGGCAACAGAGCUUUAAAACCAAAGUGUCAACGCAGACCUACGGCUACACAUCAGUGGGCAACCCAGUCACUCUUCAAAUCAGUGAUAACCUUUAUCAGAACCAGUAGUAGCAAUUUGGUACCAUAAACCAUCUUAGUCUUAAAUGGGGACAUUUCUACUUACAUGAUGCAUAAGACAUAUCCUAACCUGAAGUAUAUUUGCUGCAUUUGACAAACCAUUCCAUUUUGAAGCUGCCCAUCAGAAAACAGGCUCUGAGUCUUUUUCUUGCCAAGUGGUUAGAGUCAGAUGGUCUCUUUAGACGAGGCGAGUUGGAAAAUGUAGUUAUAACUAUGUCACUGUAAGUCAGUCCCAAACAGUGGACAGAAACCAAGAAAUUAAGGUUUGACAUUUUACUGAUGAACAAUUUCAACGACUGUUAUUGAGUUGGAAAAAAAAAAAGGAACACAUUUUUAAAAACAAAAUCAUGUUUCCUUCACACAAU